UUAAUCGAAACACAAACACUACACGAACCAGGCAGAAACAACAGCUUAUCCCUUUUACAAUUCUGGUCGAAACACAGCUGUGGGAGAAGAGCACCACAUCAGAGAUUCCUCCUAUAUUCCUUCUCUCUCUCUCUCUCUCUCUCUCUCUCUCUCUCUCUCUCUCUCUCUCUAACUUUGGUUUCAUUGCUGUGUUGUGUGGCAACUUGUGUUGUACCCAUCCAGAAGUGUCCCAAACCCAACCCCAAAGUUAUGGGAUUGGCCUCUGUUGCUCACAAUGGCGUCCGAAUUCCAUUGAAGUUGGAUCACAUUCGCAGGCUUUCACACUCUGCUUAUGCACUUCACCAUCCCAUCUCUUCCUUUUGUUCAGUGUACCAUCAUCGACCUCCUCACCCUGUUCCCCUUUUAAUCUCCAGACGAAUUGGGCAAGACAAUUAUGCCUCAGAGGUAAAGAGGAUUAAUGCUCAACCAAAGGAUGACAUUGGCAAUAUUGACAAAUCUCCUUCUCAGGAAUCUCUAGCGAAUGAAGAUUACAAUUCCUCCAUUAGAAAUGUAGCCUUAUGGGUCUGCGCUGCGGUGGCAUUUGGUGUUGGUUUGGGUUUUAAGGAAGGUUUUGACAAAGCAUCGGAAUUCUUUGCAGGGUACAUAUUGGAGCAAAGUCUUUCUGUAGAUAAUCUCUUUCUCUUUGUUCUGAUAUUCAAUUACUUCAAAGUGCCGGUUACAUAUCAGAAUCGUGUGCUCUCCUAUGGUAUUGCUGGAGCAGUUAUCUUUCGUCUGACGUUAAUACUUAUUGGAACAGCUACCCUUCAGAGAUUUGAAGCAGUCAACCUUCUCUUGGCCGCAAUAUUACUCUACUCAUCAUUUAAGUUGUUUUCCAGUGAAGAAGAUGAAUCCGACUUAUCUGAUAACUUUGUGGUGAAGACGUGCCAGAAAUUUGUCCCUGUAACAACGUACUAUGAUGGAGAUCGAUUCAUAACAAAUCUUGGUGGGGUGUGGAAAGCCACCCCGUUGCUUCUUACGGUAGCUGUUAUUGAGCUCAGUGACAUUGCAUUUGCAGUUGACUCAAUACCUGCAGUAUUUGGUGUAACGCGGGAUCCAUUUAUAGUCUUUACUUCUAAUCUUUUUGCCAUUUUGGGUUUAAGGUCGCUUUAUUUAAUAGUAUCGGAGGGUAUGUCCGAGUUGAAAUACUUACAGCCCUCCAUUGCUGUUGUUCUGGGAUUUAUUGGGGUUAAGAUGAUCCUGGACUAUUUUGGAUUUCAUGUCUCCACAGAGGAAUCUCUUGGUUUUGUAGCCUCAAGUCUUACCAUUGGAGUGGUAUUAAGUCUGGCUAAGAAGUCUGAGUAACUCAGAAGCUCAUUUCAACUCAUCAUCGUCUCCACCCCCAGACACACCUUCCCCAAAACAAUGAAAACAGACCCAUCGUUUCUUCUUUUAUGUUGAAAACCCUCUAGUGAGGAUAAUUUGUUUAAUACAUUGGUUUCAUUUGCCAAUUGAGGAAAAGUUUGCUGAUUAUUCUGUAAAGUUGAUGUUCAAUGAUGAAGCAUAAUUCUAAGCAUCACUUUGGAAAA
Vigna angularis (adzuki bean) is the source of this 1565-nucleotide messenger RNA. RefSeq names its product thylakoid membrane protein TERC, chloroplastic. The transcript has 14 exons. NCBI's taxonomy places the organism in Eukaryota, Viridiplantae, Streptophyta, Magnoliopsida, Fabales, Fabaceae. The coding region runs from base 250 to 1341 and encodes 363 amino acids. Gene Ontology annotation, cellular component: membrane. The record is from RefSeq and is a predicted model, not a curated record.